This is a messenger RNA of Calliphora vicina (urban bluebottle blowfly), 1353 nucleotides long. Its product is annotated as dual specificity protein kinase shkD-like. The record is from RefSeq and is a predicted model, not a curated record. The transcript has 3 exons. The coding region runs from base 230 to 823 and encodes 197 amino acids. NCBI's taxonomy places the organism in Eukaryota, Metazoa, Arthropoda, Insecta, Diptera, Calliphoridae.
AUUUCCAACGGAAAAACAACAACUGCAGCAACAGCAGCAGCAAAUACUUGCAAAUAAUAAUAAUUCAAUUUCGAGAUUACGUUGCCCUUCGAUAUCAUCCUUCUCAACUUCUUCCACGGCUUUAAAACCAGGAAACUUAUCUCAUUUAUCCGCCUCAAUUGACGUAAAGUCUGGCUAUACAAAUUCGACUAACAACUUGAUCAAUUCUACUCUUAGCAGUUCCAUUUUUAUGGCUACAAAAUCUGGAAGCUCAUCUUACCAGGCAUUACAAACACAAACACAAUCAUCAUCAUCCACAACCGUAACAUCUGUUGCAGCAACAGAAACAGCACUAACAAACAAUUCGCAUAUUAGCCCCACUUUACGUACAAUGACAAUACCAACACAAAACUUCCCACCGUCUCUUGUCCAAAAUCAACCAAUAUCUACUACAAACAAUGAAACUCAUAGUACUAACUCAAUAAAUUUUACAAAUCAAACGAAUUCAUGUUUCAAAAAUACUACUACUUCGGAGGCGUCGUUACUUGAAGCAACAAUAACUCCCUUCAAUAAUCACCAUCAUACUUUCAAUAGCAACAAAACAUUAUUGACUUCAGCUACUUCGGCUUCUAUUUCCAAUCAACGUUCAUCCACAACUGCUAGUUUACUUUUUGUAAGUCCUGCAAAUCAUACUAGUAGUACUCUUCAUGUCGUACAAUACAACAGUACAGAAAAAUUAACAACAACAGCAACAACAAAAUCAACUACUAUAACAAUAACAUCACAACAUAUUCAUCAUAUUAACAGCAUCAACAUUUCGUAUACAUAUACAAUCAAAUGUUAAUUGUACCAGUAUAUACAUACAUACAUGCAUAUAUAUACAUAAAUAUAUAUAUUUCUUUCUCCAUAUGAAUAUUUUUUUAUUGUAAUUUCGACGGUUUUGCAUAUCGACUCGUGAAAUUGAUAAAUAAAUGAAAUAUUUACGGGACCUACAUUCCCCUAUUCCUCCUCCUCACAUAGUGUAAAAUUAUCAUUUUCAGAUUUUUAUUAUUGAUUCUUAAUUGAUGCACUUAAUAUUAAAACAUUAUCAUUUAGUUUAAAACACGGAUUGAAUUAAUGCUAAAAUAAAAAGGCUUUAAGUCUUAUAAAAAUACAAUAAUAGACGAAAAACAAGAAAACUAUAAUUAUAAAUAAACAUUUAAAAGAGAUUUAAUAAAUUAAGUUAAAACUCUAAAAACCCCUUAAUUGAGGGACCCUUUAAAUACAUGAUAAACUACUUACAUAUAUUUAUAAAAAAAAAUUAAAUUUACUAUAUAUUUACAAUUGAAUAUUGACAAAAAGAUUUAUAUUAAAUAAACAUUAAAUCUAAAACUA